This is a messenger RNA of Cladocopium goreaui, 3303 nucleotides long. The record is from the annotation of a GenBank genome assembly. Lineage: Eukaryota; Dinophyceae; Suessiales; Symbiodiniaceae.
GAUUUUCCAAGCAAACUCUCUGCCGAGUCUCGCCAUGGAGGGGCCCCCCAUGCCUGGGCAGCUGGUCCCCAACGCCUCCAUGCCACCGUUGAAGCGCCGGGAGGCCCCGCCGGCGAAGAGCGGGGCGGCGCUGCAGCUACGGUCGGAGCUGAGCACGUUGCGAAGGGCGGAGGGGAGAUUGGAUGCCCUGAUUCAGGCGGAGACUUCACCUCGCCAUGCGAGUGAUUUCCGGCAGCCCGAGACUCCUGCGAAGCAGGACCGUUUCUGGGAAGUGAACGUGGCAAAAAGACCGGAGAUCAGUCAGAUCAGUCAGAUCAGUCAGCAUCUUCCAGUUCAAAUUCCUCAAGUGCCUGCAGUUUCACGACCACAACGACCACAUCGACCACACCGACCAGAUCCCAUGGGCCAAAGUGGCUUCGUGUUCGACUUGGAUUUGAAGCGAUUUUUCGUCGCCUGGGCUGCGGUGUGCAAAGACAUGAGAGCCUACUGGCGACAACGACGAAAUGAGAAUUCUCGAAGAUGGCUAGACAGCAGGUCCAAGGCGUUGGCUCUAUGGAGUUUCUUCGGGUCCUUGAAGCAACAGCUGGACCAAGAGAUGCCAUCGAAGCCCGAAAAGGGCAUUCGCGUCAGGGAGAAGAAGAGUCAACGUCCAGGCACUUUCUUCUCCUCCAGCGAAAAGGGUAUCUGCAAGAUUUUGUUCGAUGGACAAGAGGAGGUCUGUUUCCGGAGCUGUGACGAGUUGCUGGAAAUCAAGUCCCUGCCGCAUCCUUUCCUGGCGAACUUGGCCUUUCUGGCCUGGACCUUGUCGCAUGCUUUGGAUGAAGAUCUGAAGAUCGAUGGCUUGAGAACGGCGCUGAUGUUCAAUCAGAUCAUGGGGAAAUCCUCUGGGAAGCUGACCAUGAUGGCUGUAAUGCAAGAGGAGGAGGCCAAAGGCCUGAAGUUCUGCUUCAACGCCUGGAAGAAAUGCAUGAAGAGCAAAUCUCUGAAGAAGUUCAAGCUGAAGAAACAGCGUGAGAUCUUCCGCGGCUGGUUGGAAAUUCUGCUGAUGGACAAGCACGACACGGCCGUGGAGCUCUUGGCUUCCACGGAGCAGCAGCGCUCCGUCGCGGCGGAACAGCUGCAGCGGAGGAUCGCGCAGUGCGAACGGGUCAAGGUCAAGGUGGAAAAGGUCCAUUUGAUGCGCUUGGAUUUCUUCCUUCUCCUGGUCUUUCAGUCCUGGCACCUCGCGUCCCUCUACGUGCGCGCGGCCGCGGAAGGGCAGCGCGAGGCGCGACAGGCCCUGGCCUUGUCGUCGCUAAAGCUGUCGGAGGCCAUGACGAAGAAAACCACGAGCUUCGUGGCACCACAUUUUCAGGCCUGGGCCAACCGCGUGAAACUGGCCCGAAAGGUGCAGCGAGCCGCUGAGGGCACGAUCGCAGCCAUGCUGGGCGGCUCGCUGUCGUUGGUCUUCAAUGCAUGGAAAAUGAUGAAGAUGAGUGACUUCCAGAUGGUUCAGGCGCAACUCCAGCGCCGGGAACGCGAAUUCAGCGAGUUGCAGGAAAUUUCACAGUCCUUCUUCAGCUUCUCUCAGGAGAACGUGGAACGCGUCAAAAACAUGGAAGCUGCCCUUCAAGCUGCAGAUCGUGCGCUUCAGAUCGGCGCAGCGCGGGGUGACUCGCUGGAGGUGGAACUGCAGAGGUUGCGAGAGGCUCAGAAACAGCAAGUGGAAGAGGCGGGAACACGUGGUGAACGGCUGAAAGAAGAGCUGGAAAGAAAAGGAACCGAAGAACUACAGGCACUGGCCGAAAGCACGGAGAAGGUCACCGCGGAGUUGAGUGCCAGUCGAGAGAUGGAGGCGCGUUUGCAAAGGCUCUGGCAGGGCAUGUCGGGAGGUGAUCUGGAGGAUCCUCCGCAGGAGUCUGACUCCGUGCUGGCGCUGCGGCAGCAACUGCUGGAGGCGCAGCGGGAGGCAGAGCUGUUGCGGAGCGUUUCGCGGACGCAGGCCGAAGACUUGCGCUUGGCCGAAGCCUUCGAGGCCUCCGAGGCCUCGGCAGCGCGGAAGGCCUCCGAGGCGCUGCGGCAGGCGGAGGAGGCGGCGCUGGAAGCGGAAGAGCUUGCGCACUUGGAAGAAGUGGCGGCGGAGGCGGUGCAAGAACGCUGGACCAUCAUGAUGGACCGCCAGAGUGGUCGGGCUUCUCCGCCUGCUGUCCCGCCUCGCGCCACCGUCACCGUGGACUUUUCGCCGCUCUCCCGCAGCGCCGGGGUGGGCGCCGGCGCCGGCGCCGCGUCGACGUCGCGCGAGGACGACGUGGUGCCGCUGGGCCCGGGGAUCUCGACGCAGACCUCGAUGCCGCCGGUGGAUCUGCCAUAUCUGCCGGGGCGGAGACUGAUGGAGGUGCAACAGAAAUACAACGAUGCUUGGAGACCAAGAGGAAGAAAUCUCAUUGACACCACCAAUGAAGAUCUGAUGACUUUCGAUCUGGCCUGUAACAUUUUAAGUACUGGAGCCUAUUUCAAGAAGAAGGCCGGCAGGAGAUCCAGCGUGAAGCGCUACUUCUUCGUGGGCUACGGCGGCAACUCCACAGCUUUCUUGAAAUAUUUCAAGGAUCAUGCAGCUGCUCAGGCUGGUCAGGAAGCGAAGGGAGCCUUCGAUCUGAUGGAUUUGGUCAGGGCCAACUGGGAUGGUGUGCAAAACAGCAUCACCUUGACACAAUCCACCAAAAAGGAUUCCUCGGAGCGCGGCUUGAUGGAAGUCCCCGAGACCUUCUUCCACGCCCUGCUACGAGCGGUGCACGAGGCGGAGUUCCUACGGCAAUACCCAGAGCACCGAGGAUGAGCCGCAGCUGAUGGAGGCAAGGCAGGCAAGGCAGGCAAGGCAGGCAGAUGGAGCUGAUCUUCAUGCUGAACACUGACAUCUGACUGACCAACAUCUGAUAUCUGACUACUGGAAUCUACUGGAUGUGGAUCAACUGAUUAGAUCAUCGCGGGAGAUGUGUUUCAAAAUUUACAUUUGGAGCUGCGGAAGAUAGGAGAUGUGGUGAAGGAUAGCUGGUGGCACUGAGGGCUAGCAGUGGGAAGCGUGUGGAAGUUACCUUAAGCGAACUGGUCCUGGCUUUGCGGAUGAGAUGUCACAGUGAACACACCAGCGAACUGCACGGCCGACCAGCGACAAGGGAUGAUCCCCAACCACCCCUCGGGGCUUCGGUUGCAAGGAGCCUUGGGGUUGCAACCAGCAGUUAGACCUUGCCAUGAACGGCUCAUCUUCUAAAGGAAAUGGGUGAAGCCUGGCACGGCACUGUGCAUCUGCAUGGUGACAAAAAAGAA